GACAAAAAAGAAAAAGGAAAAGAAAAAACAAAAAGAAAUCGUCUUUCUGGAUUCAUGGGGUUUGCCAAGUCGAAACCUCAAAUCCUGAGGAUCAUUCUCUUACGAUUCAUCUCCUUAGGCGUUCUAGUACUCGCCGUCCGAUUCGCCUUCCUCCUCACACUCACCGGCGGCGGCUACUGCUGCUCCGCCGACAGUCUCUGCCACUUCCAGGAGAACAACUUCUUCUUCGGCCCCACCGACGUAUGUCUCCGGCGAGAACGUUUUCGCGACUUAUGGCGGCGGAGAGCCGUCGAUUAUUACUCAUCCGUCUUCCAAGAUUUGAUCGCUGAGGGUUUCCUAUCCUCCAAUUCGACGGCCCUCUGCGUCGAAACCCUAGCCGGCGAGGACGUCGCGGCGCUGAGAGAGAUCGGCGUGCUCGACUCCGUCGGAAUCUCCAAGAAGGCGUCUCCGCCAUUGAUCCUCUCCGGGGAAUCCUACCGCCAGCCGUUCGAUGAGAACACCUUCGACUUCGAGUUUUCCGGCAAUGGCCAGCUGGAACGGUCUGUCCAGCAGGCGGAUUUCGCUUCGGAGGUCUGUCGGACUCUGAAACCCGGCGGAUUCUUUGUGGUUCACACCGAUUCGGUUCAAGAUCCGUACAGCAUCAACUCCUUUCUUGAUUUGUUCAACUGCUGUAGGCUAAUCAGGUUCAGCGAAAUCGACGGCUUGGAUUCGCCGUCGAUCCGCGAAAUCGUGAUGAAAAAGAAAGAGACUGUCGAAAAUCAUCUCAGCAGUGGCAGGGACGAUAAUAAGUGCUCUGUUCCGGGGUAUAAACGGGAAAUAAUCGCCAAUGCGGAGCCAUUGAUUGAAGAAGAGCCAUUGAAGCCUUGGAUCGCAUUGAGAAGAAACAUGAAGAACGUAAAGUACUUUUCUUCAAUGGCGGACAUAAGCUUUAAACAGAGGUAUGUCUACAUUGAUGUCGGAGCUCGUAAUUACGCUUCAAGCAUAGGAAAGUGGUUCCAAAACCAGUAUCCGAAACAGACCAAGAACUUUGAAAUUUACGCGAUCGAAGCCGACAAGGCAUUUCACGGAGAGUACAAGACAAAGAAAGGGGUAAUUCUUUUGCCCUACGCGGCUUGGAUCAGGAACGAGACUCUGUUCUUCGAGAUCUCGAGAGGCGGCAGCGAUGGUGGGGGCGGCGGCGGCGCAGCCAAUAAGAUGAAGAAGAAGAAGAGGAGAGGAAUGGGGAGGAUUCAGCCGGUGAUGCCGUUGACUAGCUACAUGCGCGACGUGAACAGGAUUCAGGGCUUCGAUUUCGCGGAUUGGCUGAAGAAGACAGUGUCGCGGAGCGAUUUCGUGGUGGUGAAGAUGGACGUGGAAGGGACGGAGUUUCAUUUGAUUCCGAGGUUGAUUAAAACGGGAGCCAUGUGUUUGGUGGAUGAGCUUUUUCUGGAGUGCCAUUACAAUAGAAUGCAGAGGUGUUGCCCAGGUGAGAGGAGCGUCAAGUAUGAGAAAACUUAUGAUCAAUGCUUGGAUUUGUUGAAAUUGAUUAGAGAGAGUGGCGUUCUUGUGCAUCAAUGGUGGUAA
Messenger RNA from Morus notabilis, 1563 nucleotides. RefSeq lists its product as uncharacterized. Bases 55 to 1563 code for a protein of 502 amino acids. The transcript has a single exon. The record is from RefSeq and is a predicted model, not a curated record. Lineage: Eukaryota; Viridiplantae; Streptophyta; Magnoliopsida; Rosales; Moraceae.